This is a messenger RNA of Ceratotherium simum simum (southern white rhinoceros), 1626 nucleotides long. It is a transcript of the gene DTWD2, whose product is annotated as DTW motif tRNA-uridine aminocarboxypropyltransferase 2. The record is from RefSeq and is a predicted model, not a curated record. NCBI's taxonomy places the organism in Eukaryota, Metazoa, Chordata, Mammalia, Perissodactyla, Rhinocerotidae.
UACGUGGCAUGCGUGCGUGGCGUCGUGCGGCGCGGGCCGGUUUCUCCAGCGUGUAGCGCCCCCAGGCGGCCCCGGGGGCCUCAAUGUGAUAGGCCGCCGUGAGCGCCCGCCAUGGAGCCGCAGAAAGAGGCGCGAACACCCGGGGACCCCAUCGAGCGGCCGCCUGGGGCCUCGAGGUCUCAGACACCUAACGAGGAGAAGCGGCGGGAGCGCGGCGCAGCGGCGGCUGCCCUGGGCGCGGAGGCGGAAGGCUCCAGUGCAGACGGGCUGUGGGAACUGCCGGUGGAGCCGACCGAGCGGAGGCCCGAGUGCAGCCGCUGCAGCCGGCCUCAGAAAGUAUGUUUGUGUCCAUUUCUACCAGUGCAUCCUCUGCACAUCUCUACCCACUUGUACAUAAUUCAGCAUCCAGCAGAGGAAAACAAAGUGUUGCGGACAGUUCCUCUACUAGCAGCAUGCCUCCCCCAGGACAAGUGUAAAGUCAAGAUUGGUCGUCGCUUCAGUGAAGAAAGAGAUCCUGAACUUUCAACUGUUUGUCGGAAGUCUGGUACAUUAAUAUUAUAUCCAGGGGCUGAAGCUGCUAAUUUGGAAGAAUUUAUAUUAGAUUCUCCUAUUUAUCCUUCCACGAUCAUCAUCAUUGAUGGUACAUGGAGCCAGGCUAAGGACAUUUUCUAUAAGAAUUCCUUAUUCCGAUUGCCCACUCAGGUGCAGUUAAAAACUAGCGUUUCUAGUCAGUAUGUAAUUCGGACACAGCCAACUAAUAGGUGCCUUUCUACACUGGAGUGUGCAGCUAUUGCUCUUUCCAUCUUGGAGAAAAAUACUUACAUACAAGAGACUUUGCUUCGCCCUCUUCAAGCUUUAUGCUCUUUCCAGCUUCAGCAUGGUGCUCAGAUUCGCCUCAGCAAGGAACACCUUCUGAAAAACGGAAUAUAUCCUAAGCCGAUGCCAAAGAACAAACGCAAACUCAGGAAAAUGGAACUGUUAAUGAACAGUGUUAAAAUUUAGUGCAGUUGUUCUUAUGGUGCUAGUUAUGGUGUCUUCAGCUGACAAUACUAAGUUAAGUCUUCAUACAAUUUAAGUCUGUGGGCUUUUGACUGUCUAAAGAAUGAGAGUUGCAUACUAAACUUGCCCAGAAGAAGAAAGUAAACCAAAUAGCUGUGAAGAGACAGACACACAGAAAAAUUACUGACUCAGUAAAAAGCAAGAUUUCAUACUAUGUUUAUUUUUAAAAAUGUGCCUCUAUUACAUUUUUUAAAAUCCAUAAUUUGAAAUGUGAUUAGUUGUUGAGUUGGGUUAGAAGUUCUUAUGGAAGGAAAUUGUUCUGCCUGAUUGGGACAGUAUUAUUUCCAUUAAUGAUUAUAGGAUAAUUAGGUAUAGACCUAUAAUAGAGGAUACCUACGUCAAUUUGCAAAAUUGUAUGUGAACUUUAUAGUUUGAAAAUAAUGAUAAGCAAGUAGUUUAGAUUGAACUUAUUUCAUAAAAUAGUAUAACAGAAUAAGGAAACUAUUCUUUAGGGACUAAACUUGAACUCAGUUAAUGUGAUUAGGUGUUCUAUUAAUUGCCAUAAUUUUUUUCUAUUAAGGUCUAAUUGACAUAUAACUUUGUUUUAGUUUCAGGUGUACAACAUAA